GAAGGAUGGAAGGAGCAAGGGACAGGGCUUGACCUCACUUGGAGAGACGUGCCUGCGCUUUUAAUUUCGUACCUGCUCGGACGGGCGGCCGGACGAUGCGUCUGCUGAGUGACAGAGAAUGCGAGUACGAAACAGAGGCUCGUAAUCGUUUAUCGUCGUCGUACGGGCGAGCUCGGUCCAGCAAGAUGCCCGGUUCAAAUUUUGGAGCCUGCCUCUGUCGAAAAAGAGUAGAGGCAAGUGUAUGCGUAUAUAUCGACCGAGAAAGCGAUGUUACGUCGGUCUUCUCUUCCUCUUCAGUUUCGUUUCAAUCCCCUCUGUUCGUCAAUCACUGUCGGUCUAGAAGGAAGAAAAGUGGAGAAAGAGACCAACAAAGAAAGAUGAAACGAGGGGAAAGAAAGAAAGGGGGGACCGAAGAACGAAGAGGGAACGAAAAAGGACCAGACGAAAGGACGACGGAAAGAAAGACCAAAGGAAACGCUUGUCCUUGGUCCGUUUCCAGUCGGUGGUCGAGGUCGGGUUGGUGUCGAGAGAAUCGAGGGUUCUCUCGUUGUAUUAAGAGAUGGUGGUGAUGACCGAGACAAAAAAGCUCAGACAGACGCCGGGGCGGGCCAGGCGAGGGCGAGCGAGCUUUCCUUUUUUUGAAAAUUUUCGCCUGCCAAUAAACAGCGCG
Acaromyces ingoldii is the source of this 670-nucleotide messenger RNA. RefSeq lists its product as hypothetical. The transcript has a single exon. Lineage: Eukaryota; Fungi; Basidiomycota; Exobasidiomycetes; Exobasidiales; Cryptobasidiaceae. The record is from RefSeq and is a predicted model, not a curated record. The coding region runs from base 96 to 569 and encodes 157 amino acids.